Tyto alba (common barn owl) is the source of this 3637-nucleotide messenger RNA. RefSeq names its product arf-GAP with GTPase, ANK repeat and PH domain-containing protein 2-like. The transcript has 19 exons. The coding region runs from base 44 to 2599 and encodes 851 amino acids. Gene Ontology annotation, molecular function: GTPase activator activity; GTP binding; GTPase activity. The record is from RefSeq and is a predicted model, not a curated record. Gene Ontology annotation, cellular component: nucleus. NCBI's taxonomy places the organism in Eukaryota, Metazoa, Chordata, Aves, Strigiformes, Tytonidae.
ACCCCGGGGACCCGGCGGGACCCUGCCCGCACCUAAGGGUGCCAUGAGCCCCCCCCGGCAGCAGGUGCUGGCCGCCAUCCGGGCGGAGGUGAAGCGGCACGAAGGGGCCAAGAAACACGUGAAUAAGUUGAUUCGGUUGGUGGAGACGGUGCCGGACCCGCGGCUCCGGGCCAGCCUCACCGCGUCCCUCUGCGUGGUGCAAGAGGCCUUGGUGAACAGCCAGGAAUGGACCCUGGGCCGCUCCGUCCCCGAGAUCCGGCUGGGAGUCCUGGGCAGCAGCAAGAGCGGGAAGUCAGCACUCGUCCACCGCUUCCUCACCGGCUCCUACGUGGGCCUGGAGCCCACCGAGAGUGGUCAGUUCAAGCGCGAGGUGAUGGUCGAUGGCCAGAGCCACCUCCUGCUCAUCCGGGAGGAAGGAGGCGCCCCGGACGCCAAGUUUGCCAGCUGGGCAGACGCCGUCAUCUUCGUCUUCAGCCUGGAGAACGAGAGCAGUUUUGAGGAGGUGACGCAGCUGCACGCGCUGCUCAGCGGCUACCGGGGCACCAGUGAGGUGGCCCUGGCGCUGGUGGGCACCCAGGACAAGAUCAGCUCCUCCAACCCCCGGGUGAUCGAGGAUGCCCGAGCCCAGGCGCUCUGCGGGGACAUGAAGCGAUGCCUCUACUACGAGACCUGCGCCACGUACGGCCUCAAUGUUGACCGGGUCUUCACUGAGGUCGCCCAGAAGGUCGUGGCACUGAAGAAGCAGCAGCAGCUCGUGGCGUCCUGCAAAUCUCUGCCCAGCACCCCCAGCCACUCCGCCGCAUCCACCCCCGUCGGGGGCAUCCACCCGGGCCAGGCCAGCAACGGUGGCCACACCAGCGACUACUCGUCCUCACUGCCCUCCACCCCCAACGUCAGCCACCGGGAGCUGCGGAGCGAGACCCCAGCCCCGCUGGGCACCCCCAGCUCCCUGCACCGCGGGGCCAAGCGCCGCACCAGCCUUUUCGCCACGCGCCGGGGCAGCGACUCGGAGAAGCGGAGCCUGGACAGCCGGGGCGAGGUGGCGGGCAGCGGCCGCGCCAUCCCCAUCAAGCAGAGCUUCCUGCUGAAGCGCAGCGGCAACUCCCUCAACAAGGAGUGGAAGAAGAAGUACGUGACCUUGUCCAGUAACGGGCUCCUCUUCUACCACCCCAGCAUCAACGACUAUAUCCACAGCACCCAUGGGAAGGAGAUGGACCUUCUCCGUACCACCGUCAAGGUCCCCGGCAAGCGCCCGCCCCGCGCCAUCUCCGCCUGCGGCCCCUCCGCCAGCAUCAACGGGCUGGUGAAGGACGUGGGCGGCGGGACGGCGCCCGAGGGUGGUGCUGGCGCCUCCCCCGUGGGGCUCAGCCUCCCCCCAGAGCCGGGGAUGAAGGGCGCGGGCAAGGCUGAGCGGUCCCUGCAGCGCUGCGCCUCUGCCUCCAGCACCAAGCUGUCCGGCUCUGACGCUCCCCCGGCCUUCGAGGCCGUAUCCAGCCCCAGCAGCUCAGGCAAAGACCCGCCGCCGUCGCCCAUGAUCGACAGGAAGAAGCACCGGCGGAAGAAGCUGAUGACGCCGUCCAAGACGGAGGGUUCGGCUGGGCAGGCAGAAGCCAAGCGCAAAAUGUGGAAAUUAAAAAGCUUUGGUAGUUUAAGAAAUAUUUAUAAAACAGAGGAGGAGAACUUCGAGUUCAUCAUCGUGUCCAGCACGGGCCAGACGUGGCACUUCGAGGCGGGCAGCUUCGAGGAGCGCGACGCCUGGGUGCAGGCCAUCGAGAGCCAGAUCCUGGCCAGCCUGCAGUGCUGCGAGAGCAGCAAGAACAAGGCUCGCAUGGACAGCCAGAGCGAAGCCGUGGCCAUCCAGGCCAUCCGCAACGCCCGGGGCAACUCGCUCUGCGUGGACUGCGGGGCACCCAACCCCACCUGGGCCAGCCUGAACUUGGGGGCCUUGAUCUGCAUCGAGUGCUCGGGGAUCCACCGCAACCUGGGCACCCACCUCUCCCGUGUGCGCUCCCUUGACCUGGACGACUGGCCCCGGGAGCUCACUCUGGUGCUGACGUCCAUCGGCAACGCCACUGCCAACAGCAUCUGGGAGAAGAACCCACAGGGCCGCUGCAAGCCCACCCACGAGUCCUCCCGGGAGGAGCGGGAGUCGUGGAUCCGGGCCAAGUACGAGCAACGGCUCUUCCUGGCACCACUGCCGGCGGCGGAGGCACCACUGGGGGAGCAGCUCUUCUGCGCGGUGCAGGAGAAGGACCUGGAGAUGGUGCUGCUGCUCCUGGCCCACAGCAAGAAGGAGCAGCUCAACAUCAGCACCGGCGACAAGGACCGGCGCACGGCGCUGCACAUGGCCUGCGACAUGGCCCUCGUGGUCAUCACCCAGCUGCUGGUGUGGUACGGCGCGGACGUUCGGGCACGGGACGGGCAGGGCCGCACCGCGCUCUUCUACGCCCGCCGCGCCGGCAGCCAGGAGUGCGCCGACAUCCUGCUGCAGCACGGCUGCCCCGGCGAGGGUCCCGGCAGCCCGGCCACCCCCGGCCUGCGCCGCAAGAGCAGCUGCGCCAGCGUGGGGCCCUGCGAGCCCCGGACCGCCCUGGUAUAGCCGGCGCGGGGCCCGGUGCCCGCUCGGCAUUCCCCAGGACUGCGGGUGCCCGCUGGCCCCGGCGUUGCCCACCGCCGCCCCACGGUUUGUAUUUUUGAUGCUCUUAUUUAUUAAUCAGCUCCCGCUGGGGUCUCUUCUGGUCCUGCACCCCCCCCGCCCCCCCCGCCCGUGCCAGGUCCCCGCCCGCGCUCGGGGCUGGCAGUGGUGGCACUGGGUCGCCCUCCCGGUGCCGCUGCGGCCCCCCCUCGCCCUCCCCUCGCCCACGUCAUUCCACUCGUGCCACCCCCGCCCGUGCCACCCCCUCCUCGCCUGAGCCACAUCCCCCCCCCACUGUGGCACCCUGCUCACAUCACCCCAUUGUGUCGCCCUCCCUGUGCCCCCCCGCCCCCCAUCCAUGCCACCCCCUCUGCACCACAUCACCCGCCCCACGCCACCCCCAGCCAUGUGCCCCCCCACCCCAUGCCCCCCUGGCACAGCCCCCCCAGCUCUGUGGCAGGAGCAGAGCAGACCCCACCUCCCCCCAGCCCCCCCCGCCUCCUUUUCUACAACAACCUUUUGUACACCCCCUCCCACCCCGCCGUGGCCUGACACCCCAACCCGUCCCGUCCCCCCCCCCUUUUCUCAGCAUCCCCUUGGGAACCUCUUUAAUUUAUUGCUUCGUCUAGUGUUAGGAUAGAGCCAGCCCCCCCCUCACCACGGUGCCAUGGCGCCUGGGGGGGGGGGGGGAACCGCCGGUGGGACCCCUGCCGCCUCUCCCGCUGGCCGUGGGCCUUUGGGGGGGGGGCUCACCCCGUCCGCUGCCCCGGGACACCCCCGUGAAUGUAGGGGCACCCCUUGCUGUGACGCCCCUGACGCACCCCGUGCCCCGGCAGCACCAGCGAGGCUGAGCCAGGGUCCCCGGUUUGGGGGGCUGGGGGGUGAGAGGGGGCCGGGAGGGGGGUCCGGGCCGUGCCGGGGCGGGGGCUGGGCCGUGUACAGCAUUUUCAUCUCUCGGGUUGUAACUGUAAGUACGUAACAAUGUCGGACUUGGCGCUGUGA